AUGAGCGCAGGCGAACUCAGGCGAAUCUCAGGCUACGUGCAGCAAGACGAUGCGCUCUUCCCACACCUCACUCCUCGCGAGUCGCUCCUCUUCUCGGCGCAUCUCCGCCUGCCCUCCUCCCUGCCGCUAGCCGACAAGCUCGCGCGUGUGGACGCUCUCCUCGCCACCCUCGGCCUGCAGGCUGUCGCCCACACACGCAUCGGCAGCACAAGUGCCGGCAGCAGCAGGGGGAGGGGGUUAUCAGGAGGAGAGCGACGACGUGUGUCCAUAGGAAUGGAUUUGGUCCACAACCCAGCAGUGGUGCUGCUGGAUGAACCCACCAGUGGGCUGGACAGUGCUGCUGCUGCCAACGUGCUGGGCGUGCUGAGAGGCAUGGCCAAGGAGGGAGGGCGGACUGUGGUGCUGUCGAUACACCAGCCCAGCUUCCGCAUGCUAGAGCUCAUCGACUCCCUCCUGCUGCUCUCCCGAGGAUCUGUGGUUCACUGCGGCCCUCUCUCCCUGCUCGAGGCCCGCCUCGCUGCUGCUGGCUGCACCGUACCCAUGCGAGUCAACGCUCUCGAAUACGCCAUGGAAGGCAUGGGGUCAAGUGGCAGUGGGCUGUGGAAGCUCCUUCAGCAGCAGCAGCAUGCAGCAGCAGCAGCUGGGAACGUGUAUUUCCAUGGCGAGUCCCGUACUGGUGCCGCUGUCGCUGCUGCUGCUGCUGGCGCUGCUGCUCCUGGUGCUGAGGGUGAAACGGGUGUUGAUACUCCUACCAAAGGCCAUGCUUUUCACGAGCUUCCCCUUUCCUCAUCACCCACUCCGUCCUCCUUGCCACCAUCCUCACCGUUCCAAGAUGUUCCGAUCUCGAUCCGCGGCAACAGCAGUGGCAGCAGCAGCACCUGUAGUGGCAGUGGAAGUGACAGUGACAGCAGUAGCAUCAGCAGAGGCGACAGCAGCCGUACGGGGAGUGAAGCUUCGUCCCUCCUUCCCCAGUAUGCCACAUCGCCCCUGCACGAGAUCUGGUGGCUCAGCUGCCGCAACUUCAAGAACAUGGCCAGGACCCCAGAGCUGUGUCUAGGGAGGGCGUCUCAGGUCACCUUCACUGCCCUCUGCUUGGGGACUCUCUUCCUUCGCCUGCCGUCCAACCCUCAGGGGAUAGAGGAACGCAUGGGAUUCUUUGCCUUCUCUCUCGCCUUCCUGCUCACCUCGUCUGUCGAAGCCCUGCCUGUGUUUCUUGAGGAGAGGCAAAUCUUUCUCCGAGAAACAUCAAGAGGCGCUUACCGCAUAUCCUCGUAUGCCAUCGCUAGUGUGGCGGUGUUUCUGCCCUUCCUCCUGCUCCUCGCCCUCCUCUACUCCAUCCCAGCCUACCUCCUCGUCGGCCUGCACGCCUCCCUCUCCGCAUUCCUCUUCUUCCUCCUGGUCGUCUGGGCGGUGCUGAUCGUCGCCAAUGCCAUCGUCGCAUGCAUCGCGGCCAUGGCACCUGACUUUAUCACAGCUAACUCCAUGAUUGCUGGCCUCAUGGGGGCAUUCUUCCUCUUCUCAGGCUACUUCAUUGCCAAGAAGUACAUCCCUUCAUACUGGAUCUGGAUGCACUACCUGUCAGUCUUCAAGUACCCCUUGGAUGCUCUCAUAAUUAACGAGUACGGGAGCCACAGUGACACCACCUUCGGGCUUGCAGGCACAGGAUCACAGAAUUAUGGAUUGACAGCAGAAUCGUCAUCCAUGUUGGCAAGUGGCGUUACAGCUUUCCUUAUGCUGCCCUGCAUCUUUGCUGCUAUGCUGCUCAUGGAUUCUUUGGGUCGAAGGAAUACUUCAGCCACAGUUUCUGAUUCGAGGCACCUUCAGUCUCUUAUAAUGGCUGCUCUCGCAAACGCCGCUGUGCUCCCGUCCACCUUCGUCGGCCAGAGCGCGGAGCUCGCCGCCAAGGUGAACAAUGUGGAGGCCCGCGUGACGAUGAGGAAGACCGCCAAGGCGUCUUCCAGCAGCGCCUUCUACGGCCCCGACCGCAACCUGUUCCUGGGCCCCUUCUCCUCCCCCCCGUCGUACCUGACCGGCGAGUACCCCGGCGACUACGGCUGGGACACUGCUGGUCUGUCCGCCGACCCCGAGACGUUCGCCAAGAACCGCGAGCUGGAGGUGAUCCACGCUCGCUGGGCUCUGCUCGGCGCGCUCGGCUGCCUCACCCCCGAGCUCCUCGCGGGCAACGGCGUGAACUUCGGCGAGGCCGUGUGGUUCAAGGCCGGCGCGCAGAUCUUCUCGGAGGGCGGCCUGGACUACCUCGGCAACCCUAGCCUGAUCCACGCGCAGUCCAUCCUGGCCAUCUGGGCAACCCAGGUGAUUCUGAUGGGCGCCGUUGAGAGCUACCGCGUGGGUGGCCUCGAGGGCUUCCAAGAGGUGGAGGACCCCCUGUACCCCGGCGGUGCCUUCGACCCCCUGGGUCUGGCGGACGACCCCGACGCCCUCGCUGAGCUGAAGGUUAAGGAGCUGAAGAAUGGCCGCCUCGCCAUGGUGUCGAUGUUCGGCUUCUUCGUGCAGGCCAUCGUGACCGGCAAGGGCCCCCUGGAGAACCUGAACGACCACCUGGCCGACCCCACCGUGAACAACGCCUGGGCCUACGCCACCAACUUCACCCCCGGCGCUUAG
Closterium sp. Naga37s-1 is the source of this 2622-nucleotide messenger RNA. The record is from the annotation of a GenBank genome assembly. Lineage: Eukaryota; Viridiplantae; Streptophyta; Zygnematophyceae; Desmidiales; Closteriaceae.